UUUCUGGCACCUCUAUUUUCCUUAAAACAAGAUUUAAAGAUGUGUAGGGGAACAAAAGCUGAAGAGGAUACUAAACCAAAAGCCUAUUGCCUGAAAGAGAAAGAAGCCAAUAUUGGCUCUAUAAUUUAUUGUGAGCUGUGUAGUUCAGAAGCUUCUGUUUAUUGUCAAGCCGACAAUGCUUAUCUUUGCAGGAAAUGCGACAGAUGGGUUCAUGGGGCUAAUUUCUUGGCUCAGAGACACGUUAGGUGCUUUCUUUGUAACGUUUGCCGGAGCUUAACACGGCGGUUUUUGGUCGGAACUUCGUCGGAAGUGAUAAUUUUGCCUUCAGUUGCCAGUUUGGAACAGAGAAGUAGAAGGACGGAUGCUGAUUCUGAAUCAACUGACUCAAGAAAAGAGCCUUUCUUGUUUAUCUGAUGUGUUAUGUUUUUUUUUUCCAACUUC
Messenger RNA from Nicotiana tabacum (common tobacco), 441 nucleotides. Its product is annotated as B-box domain protein 31. The record is from RefSeq and is a predicted model, not a curated record. NCBI's taxonomy places the organism in Eukaryota, Viridiplantae, Streptophyta, Magnoliopsida, Solanales, Solanaceae. Gene Ontology annotation, molecular function: zinc ion binding.